Symbiodinium necroappetens is the source of this 312-nucleotide messenger RNA. Lineage: Eukaryota; Dinophyceae; Suessiales; Symbiodiniaceae. The record is from the annotation of a GenBank genome assembly.
AUGCCCAUCAUGGGCGCCUUUGUUCAGCUGCCACUGGCGGGCUGGCCAGCGGUGGCACAAGGUGUGGAAAUCCGCCUAAUUCAGCAGGAGAACAACGCCAAGUACCAGGCUAUGCUUCAGCUGAUCGGUUUUAUGUGCGGCUCCGUCACCAGCGCGCUCUAUCCUCACCUCUUCUACGCCGAGGCGACCACCUACAGCUACAAAGUCAUCCCGUAUGCGCUUUCGGCCAUCUUCAUUCUUUGCACCAUCCCGAUCUACAUGUACUACUGUGGCCCCCAGCAGCUCGCGAUGUGUGCGCAGAUUGACAAGGAG